ACUUCGGGCCGAGCUGAGCCAGGGGGUGGGGCCAACUCGGAGUCCAGCUCCUGUCGACGUGGUGCCGGUUCGGGGCGGCUUUACCGUGUGUCUCUGAAGCCCGGAGCCACUACUACCAUGGGGCUGCGCAAGAAAAACAAAACACCGCCGGUGUUCAGCCAUGAGUUUAUCAUCCAGAACCACGCCGACAUUGUGUCCUGUGUCGCCAUGGUCUUCUUGCUCGGGCUAAUGUUCGAGGUGACUGCUAAGAUAGCUGUUUCUUUUGUCACUCUUCAGUACAAUGUCACAUUGCCUGAAACAGGUGAAAAGGUGGAUCAAUUUAUUCUUUACCAUUAUGGCUUUAAGGACUUGGCUACAGUUUUCUUUUACAUGUUGGUUGCUAUCAUUCUCCAUGCCAUCUUGCAAGAGUAUGUGCUUGAUAAAAUCAACAGGCGAAUGCAUUUUUCAAAAACGAAGCACAGCAAAUUCAAUGAAUCUGGGCAACUCAGUGCCUUUUACUUGGCUUCUUUUGUCUGGGGAGCAUUUAUUCUAGCUUCGGAAAAUUAUGCAUCAAAUCCUACUCAUUUAUGGGAAAGCUAUCCCCACACAUUGAUGCCAUUUCAGAUGAAGUUUUUCUACAUUGCACAGUUGGCUUAUUGGUUUCAUGCUUUGCCUGAACUUUAUUUCCAGAAAACCCGGAAGGAAGAUAUUCCCCGGCAGCUUGUGUAUACCAGUUUGUAUGUUUUCCACAUUGCUGGAGCUUAUCUGUUAAACCUGAACCGUUUUGGCCUAGUACUUCUGGUGCUGCAUUAUUUCGUGGAACUUUUGUUUCAUGUUUCUCGUCUGCUUUAUUUCAGUAAUGAAAAGAAUGAAAGAGGAUUUACCCUUUGGGCUUUCUUGUUUGUCGUGGCACGACUACUUACCCUCUCCCUUUCUGUUCUCACAUUUGGAUUUGGCCUUGCUGGAGCUCAAAAUCAAAGUCUCGAUUUAACUGCUGGAAACUUUAACAUCUUGGCUGUAAGAAUAAGUGCCCUCGCUGCUAUUUGCCUGACACAAGCAUAUAUGAUGUGGAAGUUCAUUAACUUUCAACUCAAGAGGUGGAAAGAACAUGCACAAAUUCAGGCUGUAAAAAAGAAAGCUACCAAUACAAAGAGCAAAGCUGCCAAGAAAGGAGAAAAUAAAGCUAAUGGAGUAAAUGGGACCGUCAGUUUUGAAGACAGAGACUCUCCACGUGCAAAAAAAGUAAAAUCUUCUUGAAAGUUAGACUACGUUGGUGCAUAAGUUGUCAAUUUCAUGAUUCGUUUCCAUAUUUUUUUAAAAUAGCACUUCAAAUGUUUCUAACAUGCUGCAGCAAACAACAGUUACUUCAGAGUACUUGUGUAAUGCUGUGCAUUGGAAAGCCAAUAAAGCUAAAGGGAAGGGAAAGCGGAAGGUGGGGAGGUGACAUUUUAUUCAAAUAAUUUCCCUGUUCAAUAACAAGGACAUGAUUGCUUGAAUGGACGCUUUAUUUUUUACUUUUCUUUUAGUAUAUUAUUGCCCCUCAGCAGCUCAAAUGAAACAAUGGAGGUGAAACAACUCCGGGGUGUUGAGUGAUUUGGUAUAGAGCCACUAGCCUUGAGAAACCAUAUUAUGGCAAGGAUUCCAAUUUCCUAACCUGUAAUGUAGUUUCUCAAGUUUGACAUCUCUGUGAUUCUACAGAGAAUCACACUCCCCUGUUUUUUUAAGAAAUGGUACCAAUUCAGGGGGACACAGUGUGGAAUCUUUGAGAGUAGAGGGCUGCAGUUGAGGAUCUCUCUGCUAGUAAGAAACUUGUGUGUGCUAAGGUAUGGAAAAAAAAAAGCUUCUGCUACAACUUGGGGGAGGGGGGUGUGUGGGGCAAAAAUAACUUGUUUGGGUGAUGCAGUGAACCUGGCUCUUUGAGGAACAGUACUUGCAGGGGACACAUCCACAGACAUUGCAGGGUGCAGCCCCUAAUUCACUGAUCUGCUCGCUGCAAAUGCCAGCAACUGUUCUGGCAGGCUGUGGCCAAUGUUACAUACCAGUUAAAUACAAAAAUUAAGAAAAUAAGAAUUUUGUGAGCAUAAUGUAAAACUGUGAGCUGCAGAGUUAGAAUUCAGGCAGUUGACACCAUGUGAAAAAUAAAAUUUAUUUUUAACAUUUUGCUUGUUUUCACCUGUGGUGUGUGUUGAGUUAUAUUUUGGAAAUUAAUUCAGCCUGAAAGAAGUGUUAUUUUCCCAAUGACAGGGUUGAUUAUAUUGCAAAUCAGCAACACAUCACCUAAUUUCUAAUUUUAAAUGUAUGAAUUGAGAAAUGUUCUUGAAUUCUAUAAGAGUCUCUAAUUAUUAUUGUUCAUAGAUGGUAAUGGUACUUAAGGAAAAUAAUAUUGAAAGUGAUUAACACGUACAUUUUGAAAGCUAAAUAGGUUUGUCAGGCUAUUAGAUUUGAAUAAAUGACAGGCUGCUGACACAGAUUAAUUUUCUAUGCCUUAAUUUGUGCAAUUAGACCUGCAGUAUUCUUCUCCAUUUAAUCUAUUUCUCCUGUUUUCAAUCAGUUUUAUAGCUUCAAAGCCAAACUCUACGUUCUCAGGUUAAUUUUGUUUGAGGCAGUCUGUGAAGAGACCACUGCAAUAAGCAUUUUUUUCAAAAAAAGGCAAAUAAAUUACAGCUGAGCUUCAAAGAGGAGAAAUGUUUUAUUUUUUUACUCUAAUAAAAUACACAGAGGGCUGCCAAAUUUUACUAAGUUUUUUAAAAACUUAUAGUAGGCCUUAGCAAGGCAAAACAGCUGAUGUAAUGAUAGAUAAUUAUGUGACUGUUAUUAAAGGGACAUUCAUUGUAUAACAUUCUUUAUAUAGGGAAUUGCUGAUUUCAAAGGCUUGUUUUGUAAAAUAAUUCAGAUAUAAAUUAAAAUGUCAUUUUUGAUCUGUUACAAUUAAGCUUCUAAACAUUCCUAAAUUGCUAAUGACUGGUGGAGCCUUAUUAUAAUGCAUUUUCUUUGUGUAAAUUAAGGAAUAUUUCUAAAUGAAUGAUUUCAAUCACUUUUCUCUUGAAUUGUUUGAAAAUACAGUCCUGAAUUUAGGUUGAAGUGUAACUAACAUUUUUGUGCAGGUAAUGAGCUGGAAGUCUAGGAUAAUUUCCAAAUAGCUUCGUUUUCCUACAAUGUUAAACCCAUGAAGAUGAUCAGUCUUUGAGGCAGAGUUCAUGAGGACUGGGUAGCAUAGUGUCUGCCUCUUUGUUUCUGAAUUGAACUUCGAGGUGACCUCUCUGGUUGUGUUUUCCUGUAUGAUACACGUUUAGGUGACUAUAACACAUUUCAUGAUCCAAAGUACAAACUAUAACUUGGCAUUACAUUGACAGUCUCAGGACUGGCCACAAGUGUGGUUGGGAUAAGGCACACUGAAAAUUAGAAACAAACUUUUUAAAACAGCUUUUGAUUGUGCCUUAACUGUGCUAAAUCUGACCUGGGAUUGAUCAUUGCUGAGUAUUCUAAAUCGAAAAAUAUUCUUCUUCCUUGUAAAUGAUAAAUCAGUUCUGUAUUUUAGAAUGGAAUAUCCAGGAUUACUACUUAACUUCAGGUUUGCAUGGUACCAAUUAUUAUUUUAGACACUGUCAACCUUGCUGGAAAAAUGUAACCUUUCUCUCAGCUAGCAAAUGCUGCUGAGUACUAAUUAAGGUGUGACAUGUGUUGCAGAACGAAGAUGAAAUUUCUGAUUUUAAUGUGGGAGACAAGGUUUUAUUUUUAAUGCAUUGUCUAAAAUUUGAUUUUAGCCUGAAUGACUGUAAUUGCAGUCAUUACAGAGUAAAUCUGAAGUAAAACUGUCCAUCUACCUUGUGACUGAAUUUGUUUACUCCUUGCAGAAUGUGUAAUCAUUUAUUAUAUUAGCUUAAAAUUCUUUGAGUUACUGUAGACUAUAAUUUUUAUCACUUACAUUCUCUGUGUUUUGAUCUGAGAAAUAAUGACCAAUGCACUGUGUAACUCUGCUGAGAUUAUCAUCACAUUCAUCUUGUGGAGUGUUGUCAAGUGAAGAUAUAGAGUUUGAUUCUUGUGAAAAAGUUUGCGUCAAAGGGGAGAGAAAGAGAAGACUUCGAGUAUUAUAGUUUGCUUUCAUUGAAAAUAUUUUAAUAAAUCAAUAAUAAUUCUCUAA
This is a messenger RNA of Stegostoma tigrinum, 4120 nucleotides long. RefSeq names its product translocation associated membrane protein 1 (gene tram1). NCBI's taxonomy places the organism in Eukaryota, Metazoa, Chordata, Chondrichthyes, Orectolobiformes, Stegostomatidae. The record is from RefSeq and is a predicted model, not a curated record. The transcript has 11 exons. Gene Ontology annotation, biological process: protein insertion into ER membrane; SRP-dependent cotranslational protein targeting to membrane, translocation. Bases 118 to 1236 code for a protein of 372 amino acids. Gene Ontology annotation, cellular component: endoplasmic reticulum membrane.